Lachancea fermentati is the source of this 1146-nucleotide messenger RNA. The record is from the annotation of a GenBank genome assembly. Lineage: Eukaryota; Fungi; Ascomycota; Saccharomycetes; Saccharomycetales; Saccharomycetaceae.
AUGAGGGCAGUUGCUAACAAAUCACUGACUGCCUAUCAGACGCAGAUCUCUGAAAUUGUUCAACACGAGUUUAUCGAUCCAAGCUUUGAUUACAAUGAUGAGGAUUUUGAAGUAUUGUCUACCAUAAGAUACGAUCCCAAUUUCACGAUGCCCGAAAUGAUGUUUGGCCAACUUCUGCAGAAUAAAGACCAUACAGCUCUUUUCGGACUACCUGAGCAUUUUGGUCUCAAUUCAGAUGAUGGAUCACUUAUGGAUUUCAUGCUAAAUGGUAGCACAACUGGAAAUGAUAAGCAACAUGAUGCGGCUGACAUUAUAAAUGGACUUCUCAACACAGCUGGUGGUGCGAAGACUAAAAUUAGUAUUCAGGAGAAGGAUAAUAUGUGGGUGUUAUUUUACAACAGAUUCUUACUAUUAGGAGAACACUUUAAAAGAUUGAACCUCUCACUUGAAUACUUUGGUUGGGACUUUCAUAUUCCUCUAGAACUUCUUUUGGAGAAGCUGAUACACGCUUUACCGGUAGAUGAAAACUUUAAUGGAACUCUUUUGGAGAGAAUGAGGUGCUUGAUAGAUGAUACAAAUUGCUAUAAAAUGCGGGUUCUCGUAUCGUGUGGUGGUAGAAUGAGAAUCGAAGCACACCUGUUGCCAAGGGUAGCGCAAAACUCUCUUGGGGCAACCGAAUAUUUUGUGAAUACAAUUUUAGGCGGAUUUUUACCUGGAACAGAACACAUCUGGGAUGUGUUUAUAGACAGCGAGCCGCUGACUGUUUCACCCUUCACGACUUUCAAAACUACGAAACGAGACCAUUAUUCUGCAGCGAGAAAGAGAAUGGCAGAAAAAGCUAAGCGGCUGGAGGCCAAAUCUCUCAAAUCAGAAAUCCUAGUCUUCAACAGUGCUUUUGAGCUAAUGGAAGGCUCAAUAACAAAUGUUGCAGUAAUCUAUAAAGAGCCUAAUUCUGAUCGUUAUUCCUACCAAACACCUUAUUUAUCAUCCGGAUGUCUAUGUGGUGUAAUGCGAUACUAUUUACUGAAGAAAAACCUUAUAUCAGAGACUCAUAUUGACGUCCGUGAUUUGAAGCAGGGUGACGAGGUGUUGCUUUUUAACGGUGUUAUGGGUUGUGUUAAGGGAAUAGUCAGAAACUCGCUAUAA